Messenger RNA from Penicillium verrucosum, 1389 nucleotides. RefSeq lists its product as uncharacterized. The transcript has a single exon. NCBI's taxonomy places the organism in Eukaryota, Fungi, Ascomycota, Eurotiomycetes, Eurotiales, Aspergillaceae. The record is from RefSeq and is a predicted model, not a curated record. Bases 1 to 1389 code for a protein of 462 amino acids.
AUGCCAACCAAUAUCACCGACAUCCCAAACACAAACCCAUUAUCUCCACUCGUUCAUUUGCAAUAUGUUCAGAGAUACUCUGGCUCCCAAUCAGCGAGUCCAGUUUAUGAGGGUUUUACCUUUUUCAAGGCUAUGCCCAAACAAAGUGCAACCUGGACUUGUGUGAAACGAACAGUCAUGAAUCUGAAUCAAGAUGAAUACAUCGAGAUGGUUCAGAAGAGGGCAGAUCGGAAGUCCCCAGUGCAGCAAUACCGGAACCUACCCUCUGAUACCUUGCGUGCUCAUAUAAAUCAACUGAUUGACGAGCAAAAGAACAAUAACCCACUUGCUGAGUGGAGCUGUGUCUACAUCAAAGAACACGCCAAGAUAUCCAAGGCCCGACACCCUCAUCGUAGUGACCAUGAAACAGUCUCCAUGGAUGUCAUCAUCAUGCGAACGCCCAUGAAGACCCAAGCUUUUUCCAGAACCUUGAUGGGUGGCUCAGUGGCCAUUGGGAAACCUCUUCCAUCGGGUACAAACAACCCACCCAUGUGGUCUCACCACAGAGACCAUCAUCUGAUGCCCAAUCAAAAUGGUAAUAUUUUGCGGCCUAUACUGCAUGAUUUGCCUUCCCAAUUGGCUCCAACAAUGAAUCAUUUUGCACGGUUGGUUUCAACCCGGGCUGCCCACGAGGAUCCAAAUGGCCAGCAGUUUGAAGCCACACAUCCACAUGAUGAGACAAGUCAUCCUGCAGGAUCUCGGAACCAGCUGCGUGAAUCUGCCCGGUCAACUGCAGCGGUCAACAAUCGGCCAGCAAGUCCAGCCUUCAGUGCCACAAACAGCAGCAACAUGAGUCUUGAGGAUAGUUCAGAUUGUUCAUCGGAAAGCAACAGCGACCCAGAUGAUGCAUCUAUGCUUUCUGACGCAUCCGACGACACAACCGCAACAGACGACCUGGAAAGCAUGGAAACUGAGACUGAGACUGAGUGCCAAGAGCCACAGCCAAAUCGGGCCUCCUUCCGAUCGUAUAAUGCCAGUCCUUAUCAUCGCGAGUCGAGUUAUGGGCCUCAUUCUCGUCGAAAGUCCCAGAGCCGUGGCCUUGAUAAUUAUGACCUCCGUGACCAGUUUGAGGUACCUCCUGUCAAGGUUCUUGGUCCUAGACGGGCUGAACGGGCCCGGUCACGCUCUGCGCCUGGUAAAAGAUUUCGAACACAGCUGACGAACGACAAUGAGUUCCGAAGCCGAAUGCUUGAUCGCCGUGAAGAAAGUCUUGGACAUCGGGAGAAAUGGCUGAAGAGAACAUUUUCUGGAGCGCGUCAUCUUGAGCGCCGUCAACCAGUAAGGGAUCCAUCAGCAGUGUGUCGCUGUACCUGUCGUUGCGCCAUCAAAGAGAAGAAGGAACCUAAGUGA